Molecule: messenger RNA, 4522 nt
Organism: Hylaeus anthracinus
Lineage: Eukaryota; Metazoa; Arthropoda; Insecta; Hymenoptera; Colletidae
Gene: shf
Product: protein shifted-like
Exons: 9
Coding region: 2728-3744 (338 amino acids)
Biological process (GO): anatomical structure development
Cellular component (GO): cell surface; extracellular region
Molecular function (GO): signaling receptor binding
Source: RefSeq, a predicted model, not a curated record
ACCGAUUCGACGCUACCGAUACCAGUCCAUAAAUCAAUUUAUUACUCCAAACUCUACAAAGGCAAACAUUUGACGACUCUUCCAGAUUUUUCGACGAAGAAUCCCCGUUGUAAGAAAAAAGGAAAGGUGAACGAUACCGAUUCUGUAUUGAAAUCGUCAAAGCACCACAGCAUUGACUUUUGGACCGUAAUGGGACACCCUAUGUAUACCUCACGGGAGUCGUAUGUACCAUCGGUUAUCCACACCUGUUUGUAGAAAGUCCCCGACGAUCCAUACUUCUGGAAAGAUCAAUCGCUUCGCAUCGAGUCGCUGGUCUACGCGAGGCGCGAAAAAUGUUUGCGGCGCGACCGACGCGAGCGGCAGAGUGUAAAAUCGUGCAUGUCCCGUAUACGCAGCGGCACCUAACAGGGCAGUAUUUGUAACAGAUUGGGAAACGCAGUAAGAAGGGUCCGCCAGCGGAACACCUGUGGCUGAAUAAUCGACGUCGAUAAAAUUAAAUUUGAAUCUCCAUAGGUGCUCCGAAUCGAUUGCGAGUCGCGAGCAUUUUUCAAUCGGCGGAAUAGAGUAAUAAUAGCUUGGAGCGCGGGAUCGUUUCUUCGUUCUAAAUUACAGUGGAGGAAGAAUGAGGAAAAGAGAGGGAGCAGCAGAAAAACCGAAGAGCCCGUAAGAGAUAACAAUGGGCCAUUUGUUGGAUGGGCCCAUCCCUCGACACGCUGGCCACAAUGGACACUAUUAUCAACUAUUCAUUGAGAGCUCCGUUAAACCUGUUGCUCGAUGGAAACAGAACAGCCCCCGUAAUCCCUUGGGAGUCCCAACGGUGUGACCUUUAAAAAUAAAGAUAUCGCCUGCGAGCAUUCACGACUCGGCGUGCAGUGAAAUCCUCGAUUUAGCGGACUGAUUGGCAGCAGGGUCUGUUCGUUAAGCUCCGAUAUCUGUGAAAUAGUGUCUAUGCGAGAUCUAAAGUCUGUUAACGUCCUAUGUCUAUCUACGAUGUUCCAGUUUUGUAAUGUAUUAUUAGAAGAGGUUGGUUUACUUUUGCACCGGCAUAUAAAAAAAAAAAGCGUCGAUAAUUAAAAAAUUGGAUAUUUGUAGAAAGGGGAAGCGCGAUAGCCCUGCGCCCUUCACUUCUCCGUCUAGGUGCGCUACUGCUCUCAGUCAUGUAGGUCCGCGAACGUGUGUACUUCGUUUGUCCGAGUCGACUGAACUUCCACACGCCUUCUUCCGAGUAGCCGAACUACUUAAGACGAGUCUGGGACACCGAUAAGUCAAUGACAGAGCUCGAUGUCAAGCCCCCGAGCAAAGUCCAAACUGCAACCGUGUAUUCUCCUUGCCGAAUGCAAAGACAGACUGCGGAGUCUCGAACGUCAGUGGGGAGAGGGGAAGGCGACGAAGUGAUGGUGGAGGAGUAGCCGGAGGAGAAGGAGAAGGGUAGGGGGAGGGGAAUAGAAGACGAAGUACGAAAGAGAAUGAAAGAAGAAACAAGGAGGAGGACCCCGGGCCCAAAGACGUUUAAAAACUGGUUCCUUCCACCGAUCUUUCUUUUCACCUUAUUUGCUAAUCCGAAUUCUGAUUUCCAUAUAUCCGCGUAUACGAUAUUCGAAGUCCCGAAGGUAGAUCGGUAUCGGCCGCGCCGUCCUGUAAAAUAUGUCGACGGGGCCCGUCUCCGAUAUGCCAGAAGAUAAAUCUGCCAGAUGUUUAUCAAGAACGAAGCGUGUCUUUAAUAAAAUCAUCCGCGGGUAACUCGCGAAUGUACCGAAGAAUUUCGAGACACGGGGAAUCGGUGACACACCAAGAGGAGGAAGUGCUAUUCCAUCGCACCCCCUCGUUCGCUACAAGUGUGCCACUGCGAGGAAUUAUCCCACGGGCGAUUACAUCCGGAUCGAUUUCACUUCGCCAACACAGAGGAUGUAAAAGUGAAAGUCACUAAAAGGGCGAUCGAUCGUCACUCGUGGGAGAGUAGGACGGAAGGAGAUAUCGACACUCGGAAUCGUUGUGCACGCACCCUUAUCCCCAGAACGUAUCGGGACCCCUUAAGAAGAUAGAGAUCUCGUUCGCGGUCUCACGGGCAAGAACACGGGCUGCUGGAUGCUGGUGCAGCAGCAGCAGCAAGCAGCAGGCCUUUUCUCAUUGAGUCUGGCAGUCAGUCAGUCAGUUUGCCGCAGCGACGCGGCCCGUACGCACGUGUGUAUGCGCGUCUUGUUGACCGUACGUCGCGCGACCCCGUGGGGCUGGCUGCAUUAUCGACGGAGCGUGGACUGUACGCGACCACGAGUGAGCGGAGCAUCGGCAAUUGGUCGUCGGUCAACCGGUCGUUGGUUCGAUCGCGAGUUGAUCCCCACUGAACCAUCGGCGGCCGCAUCUCGGGUCUCUCUGCCCGGUUGUGUCAGCUCGUUAGAUUGCGUGCGUGAGAACGUGCCCGUUCGUCUCGAGCUUCUCGCCGUGAAAUCCCGAAUUUCACGCGUCGAAUCGCGGCGUGUUCCUCGAUCUCCUCUCUUCUGCACGUCCGCUCUCGUACGCUCACAGCAACGAAAGAGGAGGCACCAACACAGAGAGACACACGCACACGCGUAUACGUCGGGCCGACAAGCCGCAAGCAGGAUUUCGCGCGCGCGAGCGUGAGAGGGAGAGAGAGUGAGAGAGAGAGAGAGAGAGAGAGAGAGAGAUUUACGUAGGCCACAAGGGGGACUAGUCAUAAACCGUGCAACACCUGGCGGCACGUCGUUAAUUAUGCAGUGGGCCGCAGCCGCCCUGGCCUCGGCGGCGAUCGCUCUGCUCCUGGACACGGCGGCCGCGAGGCAUCACCAUCGCUCCGGCAAUGGGCACAAACCGACCGGUGACAUCUCCCUCUGGAUCGACCAGCAACAGAUUAAAAUGUUCAGCGGAGUCGAAAUGGAAAUAUUCGCGAUUACCGAAGGCAGGGUGUUGUCUUAUCUGCUGGAUCCCGAAUUCGAGAGCAAACUGCCGAUCAUCCCGAGUGAGGUCACAUACGUAAAUUUUACAUGGAAAUCAGGCGUCAAGAAGUACUACUAUAAUUUUUAUCGACUGAAAUCGUUCGACGAGUCGAUCCUUAAAACUCCGUCUAUCACGAUCAAAACGCAAGGAAGAGUGCCCAAGAGACCGAAAGAAUUCAGCGUCUUAUUGCCCUGUUCUGGUAACAACUCCGGUAUAGCGCAAUUGGGCAUCGGUCUGAUGAUCGAGACACGCAAGGGGAAACCUUUAAACGGGACACCCCUUCGUCUUAACCUGAGAAAAGAAUGCACCGUGCGCGAGCCGAAUCCUGGACCUUGUCCAGAUGGAUAUUUAGGACCACCAAAAUGCAAAAAAGCUCUGUGUUAUCCAAAUUGUAUGAACGGUGGCAAUUGUACAGCCCCUGGUAUCUGUUCCUGUCCACCGGGAUUUCAAGGGCCGUACUGCGAAGGAGGGAUUUGCGCAGAGAAAUGUUUAAAUGGUGGCAAAUGUGUACAGAAAGAUACCUGUGAAUGUCCAAAAGGUUACUUUGGACUACGCUGUGAAUUCUCAAAAUGUGUAAUACCCUGUUUGAAUGGGGGAAAGUGCAAAGGCAACAAUGUAUGCAGAUGCCCUGCUGGUUUCAAGGGUGAUCAUUGCGAAAUUGGUAGACGAUCGCCGCAACGUUCGGCUUGCACGAGAGUAUGCAGGAACGGAACUUGUCAACCCGAUAAUACGUGUCUUUGCGAGCCUGGUUGGUUUGGAAAAUUGUGCAACAAAAAUAAGCCAUGGGCUUGAAAGUAGGAGGAUAUUUUUCACUGUGGUAUUCGGACUAUAAUCAAUUGGAUUAAUGCGAUAAAAGUUCUUAUCUCCAUUUAGAAGCUCGAGACUUUUCUGCAGACCUCGCAAUUAAUUUAAAAAAUUCCAGUUCAGUGACUGAAAUAUUAUUCCCAUGAAGAGAAGCAUUUUAAAAUCCAAUUGGUUAGUACCACUCGAAACUAACGUGUAUAGUUAGUAAUUUACCCUACCCCAGAUGUGAUAUGUAAAGCUGCUUUACAACAUUUUAUACUAUUAAAUAUUAUUUUUAAUAAUAUACUUUUAUAUUGUUAGAUUUAUUGUAAUGAUUGUAAAAAAAAAUAAAAUGUAUUUUCUCCCUUAAAAUUAUAGUACUAAAAAUACAGUGGCGCAUUGUGACUUUGUGGAACUCAAGGUAAAGAUGGAAGAUGAAGGCAUCAUCUUUAUGUUCGAUCUCGUUUUAUUAUGGCAAAAAAAAAAAAACAAAAAAAAAACACAAGUUACAAAAGAGAAAUAUGUAGCCUGGAGUAAUUGAAAAUCCAGUAAGUAGUCUAAUUACUUGGACUUUGAGUUUCUUGAACUAAGAAGUUGUGUAUUAGUUUUUAGAACUUUGCGUAUAAGAUAAUGAGCCUGUAUUGCAAUUUGAUGCAACGAUUACGACGUCAUUGCCGAUCACUUUUGUGUUUAUUAGGAAAAAGUGUCAAAUUUUUGUAAGAUUUCAUAAAACAGAGGAAUAUGAUAAAAGGAACGACACUAAAUGAUACGGAUCAAUGAAAUAUUC